This is a messenger RNA of Pieris rapae (cabbage white), 3340 nucleotides long. It is a transcript of the gene AlaRS, whose product is annotated as alanine--tRNA ligase, cytoplasmic. NCBI's taxonomy places the organism in Eukaryota, Metazoa, Arthropoda, Insecta, Lepidoptera, Pieridae. Gene Ontology annotation, molecular function: aminoacyl-tRNA deacylase activity; GTPase activity; GTP binding. The coding region runs from base 176 to 3082 and encodes 968 amino acids. The transcript has 2 exons. Gene Ontology annotation, biological process: translational initiation; tRNA modification; alanyl-tRNA aminoacylation. Gene Ontology annotation, cellular component: cytoplasm; mitochondrion. The record is from RefSeq and is a predicted model, not a curated record.
AUUUACAACUUCCAAGUUCCAACUGGCACUUUCAUGCAGCUGUACUGCCACAAUUUACAACUGUGUCAAGUUUCCGCAACUUUUAAAUUGCUUUCAUCAUUAAUUCAAUAUAAUUCUCAGAAAAUUGAAGUGAAGUAUUCUUAAAAAUCUUAAUUUGGCGGUCAGUUUAUUCACCAUGAACACUUCAAUGACUGGAAGUGAAGUUCGUCAAGCAUAUAUUGAUUUUUUUAUCAGCAAGGGUCAUAAAUAUGUUCAUUCUGCUUCAACAAUACCACUUGAUGACCCUACUCUUUUGUUUGCAAAUGCUGGAAUGAAUCAGUUUAAACCAAUAUUUUUAGGUUCUGUUGAUCCAAAUUCUGACAUGGCAAAUUAUGUAAGAGUAGUAAAUACACAGAAAUGUAUAAGAGCUGGUGGAAAACAUAAUGAUCUAGAUGAUGUUGGAAAAGAUGUGUACCAUCAUACAUUUUUUGAAAUGAUGGGAAAUUGGUCAUUUGGUGAUUAUUUUAAGAAAGAAAUAUGUUCUUGGGCAUGGGAACUCCUCACUGAAGUUUUGAAAUUGCCAGGAGACAGAUUAUAUGUUACUUACUUUGGAGGAGAUAAAUCUGCAGGAUUAGAACCAGAUUUAGAAUGUAAAGAUAUUUGGCUUAAACUUGGUCUUCCUGAAUCUCAUAUAAUACCUGGAAGUAUGAAAGAUAACUUUUGGGAAAUGGGUGAGACUGGACCUUGUGGACCAUGUUCUGAAUUACAUUAUGACAGAAUUGGUGGUAGGGAAGCAGCUCACCUUGUUAAUAUGGAUGACCCAGAUGUACUUGAAAUUUGGAAUUUAGUGUUUAUACAAUUUAACAGAGAAAAGAAUGGCGAGUUAAAAUUAUUACCCAAAAAGCAUAUUGAUUGUGGUCUUGGACUGGAAAGGUUAGUGUCAGUUAUCCAAAAUAAAAGAGCAAAUUAUGAUACUGAUUUGUUUAUGCCUUUGUUUAAGGCUAUUGAAAAUGGAACUAAGGUAAGGCCAUAUUCUGGGAAAGUUGGGGAAGAAGAUACCGAUGGAAUAGACAUGGCAUACAGAGUGUUAGCUGAUCAUGCAAGAACAUUAACUAUAGCCCUAUCUGAUGGAGGAUAUCCUGAUAAUACUGGUAGAGGUUAUGUUUUACGGAGAAUUUUGAGAAGAGCAGUACGUUAUGCAUCUGAAAAACUAAAUGCGAAAUCAGGUUUCUUUGCAACUUUGGUCAGAACCGUUGUCGAAAUUUUAGGAGAUGUGUUUCCUGAAAUUAAAAAGAAUCCAGAAGCUGUAAUGCAGAUUAUAAAUGAAGAAGAAUUACAAUUUUUAAAAACACUUACUCGAGGAAGAAAUUUACUAAAUAGAACUAUUGAGAAACUCAAUGAUUCUAGAGUGGUACCUGGUGAUGUAGCUUGGCGAAUGUAUGACACAUAUGGUUUUCCCAUUGAUUUAACUUGUUUAAUGUGUGAAGAAAAAGGGUUAACAAUUGAUAUGGACGCUUAUGAGAAAGCUAAAAAAGAGUCCCAAUUAUCAUCUCAAGGUAAAACAGCUGGACAGGAUGAUUUAUUAGCUCUGGAUAUACAUGCUAUAAGUUAUCUUAAAGAUACAGGUAUUUCACCUACAAAUGACUCACUCAAAUAUAAUUAUGUACCUACUACAACUGAAGCAAAAGCUAUAUAUGAAUUUAAGCCUUGUUCCGGCCAUGUUGUGGCUUUACGAAAGAAUAAAGAAUUUGUUGAUGAAGUUAUGUCUGGUGAUGAAUGUGGUAUUUUGCUUGAUCAGACUAAUUUUUAUGCAGAACAAGGAGGUCAAAUUUAUGACGAAGGUUAUAUGGUUAAAGUAGGUGAUGAUAGUGUUGAAUUUUCUGUUAAAAAUGUUCAAGUUAAAGGUGGUUAUGUUUUACACAUAGGUAAAGUAGAAGGCAUAUUAAGAGUAGGUGACACUUUAUCACUUCACAUUGACACAGAAAGAAGAAGACUUAUCAUGAAUAAUCAUACAGGAACUCAUGUAUUGAACAAUGUUCUUAGAAAGGUUCUUGGCAAUGAUGCUGAUCAACGUGGAUCUCUAGUAAUGCCUGAUCGUCUCCGAUUUGAUUUCACUAACAAGGGCCCUAUGACUACCAAACAAAUAAAAGAAGCUGAGGACCAAGUUAAAGCCAUAAUAAAUAAUAACAAAAAGGUCUAUGCUAAGUACACUAAACUGAGUGAUGCUAAGAAAAUCAAUGGUUUGAGGGCUAUGUUUGAUGAACAAUAUCCAGAUCCUGUAAGAGUAGUUUCAGUAGGGAUACCUGUUGAAGAUUUGGAAGAAAAUCCCGAGGGUCCUAAUGGGUUUGAAACCUCGAUUGAAUUUUGUGGAGGUUCUCAUUUACACCAAACUGGGCAUAUUGGUGACUAUGUUAUAGUUAGUGAAGAAGGUAUUGCUAAAGGUAUUCGAAGAAUAGUGGCUCUAACAGGACCAGAAGCAUUGAAAGCCAUAAAUAAAAUGAGUAUUUUGGAAAAUGAAGUUAAUGAUAUUACUAAUCAAAUUCAAGAACAGGGGUCAGUGCUUAAUCAAAAAGAAGCUGUAAAGAAAAUUGUUGAGCUUACAAAUGACAUUUCUCAAGCACAAAUAUCUUACUGGAAAAAAGAGGAAAUGAGAACAAUGUUAAAGAAUUUAAAAAAACAACUUGAUGAUAAAGAAAGAGCUAGUAAAACCGCUACUAUUAAUCUUGUUGCCGAAAAAGCUAAAGAAAUGUGCUUAAACGAAAAGUCGUCUGUGAUUGUGGCAGAAUUGAAAGCUUAUGGCAACACUAAGGCUCUUGAUGGUGCUCUUAAACAAGUGAAGCAAAUUCUCCCAAAUACUGCAGCAAUGUUCUUUUCAGUUGACGAUGAUACUAAUAAAAUAUACUGCUUAGCAGUGGUUCCUAAAAACUUAGUUGAACAGGGACUACUUGCAUCAGAAUGGGUGCAAUCAGUUGUUGGAAUUAUGAAUGGAAAAGGUGGAGGAAAAGCUGAGUCCGCUCAAGCAUCAGGUUCAAAUGUUUCUUGUCUUAACGACGCUAUUAAAGUUGCUCGUGAUUUCGCAACUACUAAAGUGUCAGAUUCUUAGUUAAAUAUGUUUAAAAUAUUAAAUUAUUAUUUUAUACUUAAAAGAACUACUCAUUAAGAUUUUUUUUUGUUUUCAAUGGUAAUAUCAAAGUCUACAAUAAAAUUGUAAAGCACAUUGAGUUCUUUAAUGUUGAUACAAAUGUAAUAAAAUCGCUAAAAACCUUUGUAGCAAACGUAACAUGCAAUAAUAAACACGCUUGCCUAGUUUUAAUGAAUUGAAAACUUUUAAAUAGGGUUUUGAAUAAAAUUAUUUAUAAAA